AUGACUCUGCAAAGCUUCCUUAGAACCCUAAAGACAGCGAAACGAACUUAUCCAUUUUCAGUAUACAAUCUCCUAAUCUUUUCUUCAUCUAUAAACCAAACUAGUGAUUUACAUUCACCGACAAAACCAAUCUCCGAUCUCAAUCUGUCCACUCUUGGCCGUAUUUUAUCCGACCCAGACAUCAAAUCCUGGAAAUGCGUCUCCCUCUUCCAGUUCAUCCUCGAAAACCCGUCUCUUUUCUCGUUUCAGCCUGAUCUCAACACUCACUUGUCUCUCACAGUCUCACUCUCCGCGUUUUGUCGGAGAGGAAGUUCUCAGAUGCGCAGAAACUGUUGA
This is a messenger RNA of Microthlaspi erraticum, 336 nucleotides long. The record is from the annotation of a GenBank genome assembly. NCBI's taxonomy places the organism in Eukaryota, Viridiplantae, Streptophyta, Magnoliopsida, Brassicales, Brassicaceae.